Molecule: messenger RNA, 7457 nt
Organism: Aspergillus sclerotioniger CBS 115572
Lineage: Eukaryota; Fungi; Ascomycota; Eurotiomycetes; Eurotiales; Aspergillaceae
Product: putative polyketide synthase
Exons: 13
Coding region: 19-7359 (2446 amino acids)
Biological process (GO): fatty acid biosynthetic process; secondary metabolite biosynthetic process
Molecular function (GO): 3-oxoacyl-[acyl-carrier-protein] synthase activity; oxidoreductase activity; fatty acid synthase activity
Source: RefSeq, a predicted model, not a curated record
CCAAUUGCCGUGGUGGGUAUGGCGAUGAGACUUCCUGGAGGGAUUCGCACAGAGGAUCAGUUUUGGAAUUGUUUGAUCAGAAAAGGAGACGGUCACUGUGAGGUGCCGAAGAACAGAUACAAUGCAGAUGCAUUUUAUCAUCCGACAAAGGAACACUGUACGAGAACCAAGUAUGGAUAUUUCCUGAAAGAUGAUCCGGCCUGCUUCGACGCGCAGUUUUUCUCGGCGCGUGACCACGAAGCAGCCAACAUGGACCCGCAGCAGCGGCUUUUGCUAGAGUUGGUUUGGGAAUGUCUUGAAAGUGCAGGGGAGACCAACUGGGAAGGAAGGGACAUCGGUUGCUUUGUUGGGGUUUUCGGAGAAGACUGGCUGGGUCUUGCCCAUCGGGAUCCACAGACUGUCAACCGAUUCCAUGCUCUCGGCACCGGAGAUUAUGCACUGGCGAACUCCAUCUCCUAUAAGUAUGACUUCCGGGGCCCAAGUAUGACAAUCCAAACAGCUUGCUCAUCCUCCCUGGUUGCAGUUCAUGAAGCAUGCCAAUCGUUGGCUGCCGGAACUUGUUCGUCUGCUAUUGUUGCUGGCAGUAAUCUUAUCUUCACCCCAACAAUGACAGCGAGUCUGUCCGACAACACGGUACUUUCCCCUAGUGGGAUUUGCCGAACUUUCGAUGCGAAUGCUGAUGGCUAUGGACGAGGUGAAGCGAUCAACGUCGUGUACCUCAAGCGCCUUGAUAAGGCGGUACAGGCAAAUGACCCGAUCAGGGCAGUCAUUCGAUCAACUGCCGUGAACUUCGAUGGGAAAACGGCAAACAUAACUGCUCCGUCGGUCCGCUCACAAGAGAGUCUAAUUAAGAGCGCAUACCAGCGGGCUGGAAUUGACGAUCCCUCUGAGACGGCCUUCGUGGAAUGCCAUGGUACUGCAACAAUUGCAGGUGAUGCAGUCGAGACAACAGCAGUUGCAAACUGCUUCAAACCCAAGGGGGUGGUUAUUGGCGCGGUAAAACCCAAUUUUGGUCAUUCGGAGGGUGCGUCAGGUAUCACCAGUCUUAUCAAAGCUAUUUUGUCACUUGAGCGCUCGACUAUUCCUCCGAAUGCACACGUUGAGUCCUUGAACCCACGGAUUCUUGAAUCCGGCUUAACGGUGCCUCUAGAACCCAUGGAUUGGCCCGCUGAUCGACGACUAAGGGUCAGUAUAAAUGGGUUUGGCGUAGGUGGCGCGAAUGCUCAUGUCAUAUUGGACUCUACGUCGGAAUUCUCUCUCAGUCAUCAUGGCCCGCAGUUCUUCAGCCCAUUAGAAGGCAACAAGCUACUUGUUGUAUCGGCGCGCGACCCAAGGAGUUUGCAGACCCGUAUUCAGCAGGUAAGUGACUAUGCAAAUAACAACCCUGAUAAACUUCAUGAUCUUGCCUUUACCCUCGGGGUAAGAAGGGAGCAUUUGCCACACCGCGCAGUGUGUGUGGCUUCUUCGAAGACUCCGAUCGACAACUCAAUGUUCCAGAAAUCUCAUGCUCAAUCCCUGCCUCAGCUUUCAUUCGUAUUUACUGGGCAAGGGUCCCAGUGGGCAGGCAUGGGAAAGGGACUCCUGGAAACAUAUGACAGCUUUCGGGCAGAUAUUAUGAGGCUCGAGGAGAGCCUCAAAAUGGUUGAAGACCCACCAACAUGGUCUCUUCAAGAGGAACUUAUCCGCACAUCCGAGUCGCGCGUUAACGAGGCGGAAUUCUGUCAGCCACUUUGCACUGCAGUGCAGGUUGGGCUUGUCAAUCUCCUUGCAUCCUGGGGAGUCAAACCGGAAGCUGUAGUUGGACAUUCCAGUGGUGAAAUCGCAGCAGCUUACGCAGCAGGUGCUCUCUCGGAAAGUUCGGCCAUCAUACUCGCUUACUAUCGCGGUAAGCUUGCCAAAUCUCAAACAGGGCUGGGCGAGAUGGCAAGUGUUGGCCUCUCCAGUGACGAUGUAGCUCCGUAUCUCAUUGAUGGAGUGGUAAUCGCCUGCAAAAAUAGCCCAACGAGCGUUACUCUUUCGGGGGAGACGAGCAAGAUUGACCUGAUAGUGAAGAUGAUCAGGGAUGAACUUCCUGAUACCUUUUGCAAGAGACUGGGAUUAGGAGUUGCUUAUCAUUCCCAUUAUAUGAAGUCUGUGGGGCCUCUUUAUGAGGCCUCUAUCUCCAGACACUUACAAAACAACCCUCAAAUGUUGCCGAUGCUGUCAAGUGUCACUGCGGAAAUGAUCCUAGAUCCUCAGGAACUUGAUGCUGCCUACUGGAGACGCAACCUCGAGUCCCCUGUUCUCUUCGCAGAUGCAGUGAGCAACCUGCUAGCUAAUGACAAACACCACGUUUUCAUUGAGGUUGGCCCGCAUUCUGCGCUAUCGGGGCCUUUAAAGCAGAUCUUCAAGUGCCAAGGGCUGAAGCAAAGUCCGUUUUACAUACCUACGCUUGUUCGCUACGACACUAGUUCUGAGGCACAGCUCUUAUCCGCGCUAGGCUUGAUUCAUAUCAAUGGAGCCUUUGUGGAUUUAAUCUCAGUGAAUGGCAAAGGCCGCCCUUUGACAGAUCUCCCGCCGUACCCAUGGCAGCAUGGAGUGCGAUACUGGAACGAAAGCCGACUAGUAAGGGAGUGGAGAUUGAAUGGAACGCCCUCUCAUGAAUUGCUCGGUUCACGUUGUCCCGAGUCUACAGAUCUGGAGCCUUCGUGGAGGAACAUACUGAGCUUGGAAAGCGUCCCCUGGCUGUCUGGGCAUGUACUUCGAGGUCAAGUAGUGUUCCCUGCAGCUGGGUAUAUCACUAUGGCAGGUGAAUCAAUUCAACAACUCACCUCGGAGACUGAGGGAUAUACAGUCAAGGACGUUUUAUUCAAGAGCCCCCUAGUCAUAGGUGACUCUAGUUCUAUGGAAAUUAUUACGUCUCUACGGCCAAAUAAGGUAAACGACUUAAUGAAUUCAGAGUGGUUUGCAUUUUCCAUAUCAAGUUACAACAGCAAGGACUGGAUCGAGAACUGCAGCGGUCACGUUCGAGCAGGAGCUAAUGAUCAAGGUAGCCAUGUGCAAGUAGAGGGCUAUGCGCGUCGCCUAUCCUCCGAGACGUUUUACAGUGCUCUGUUUGAUCGUGGCCUUUCUUAUGGGACGCAGUUUAGUGGUCUACAAAAUAUCUCUGCCGACCCCUUGGGCGGAAAAGCCUCGGCCAGCGUGAAUACAGUAGAGCAUAACGAGAGUCCUUACCUGAUUCAUCCGGCUAUGAUUGACCAAUGUCUCCAGCUCAUGACGGUUGCAGGUGCAGCAGGCAUUUCUCGCCGCAUAGUCAAGAAUGCAAUCCCUGCCUCGGUCGAACGAAUGUCCAUUAGGAGGGGUGGCCACCAUAUGGAGGUUGGUAUAUCUGUCAAACAGGAAUCCGCCAACUACCUGACAGGAGAUGCAACUGCUGUGCUCGAUGGAAAAGUAGUACUUUCCAUGACGCGUGGGAUUCUCUUCUCAAGGGGUGAACAGGGGAAAGCCGAGUCCAUCCCACUAUUUUCCCAGAUGCAGUGGAGGCCCGACAUUGACUUCCAGCAUCCCCAAUCGCUACUGCCACACACUGAGUUGUCCGCGGCCCAGGUCGAAUACCUAGACACAGUGAAAAAGUUAUCGCUCCUCUAUAUACUACAAACGGCCGACAAAAUCAAGGGUAUACACCCGAAAAGUCCACAUCUAACCAAAUGGAGAAGUUGGAUUUUGGCAGAAGCAGACAGGAUUCUGUGCGACAGCCAGAUGUUAGAUUCCAACUGUGAGAAGUGGGCGGGGAUGUCAAAUGCAGAAAAGGAGGCUAUUAUUGAAACCUUGAGCAUUGGCCUAGCCAAUGAAGAGAGCCCCGACGGCACGAUUCCAGCUGUAUGUAUGGAUCAGAUCCAUGCGAACUGCCAAGGAAUCAUCUCUGACGAGGUUUCUGCACUGGACCUCCUACUGGAUGACAAUCGGCUGGGGCGUUACUACGCUUACGGCCAAAGAUAUGCAAACUGGGAUGUCUUUCUGACUCUGCUGCGUCACUCAAAGCCAGGACUACGCAUCCUCGAAAUUGGAGGGGGCACCGGAGCUGCCACAGCAGCUGCACUACAAUCAUUAUGCGUGUCAUGGAUACCUAUGUAUGCCCGAUAUGUCUUUACUGAUAUAGCCCCCAGCUUCCUCGCGGCAGCCCGCAGUAAGUUUGAACGUUACCGAAAAUUAGAAUACAAGGUCCUCGAUAUCUGCCGUGAUCCGCUCGAGCAAGGCUUCGCAGCUAACGAGUUUGAUCUUGUCAUCGCAUCGAACGUUCUCCAUGCAACCCCGAUAUUAAAGCAUUCUCUUGAGAACGUCCGGAAGCUGCUCGCCCCGGAUGGACGUUUUCUUCUCCAUGAGUUGCACUCAGACAUGAUAUGCACUGACUACAUUAUGGGAACAUUGCCUGGAUGGUGGGUGGGUGAACAGGACGGACGUAUAAACAAGCCUUACAUUAGCCCGGAGAGAUGGCACCAGGAGCUACAGACUGCUGGCUUUACGGGGACUGAGGCAGUAUGCCAUGACUUCGAUGCACCCUACCGAUCUUCUGCCACCAUGAUUACAAGUCCUGUUACCGGUCCAAAUAUAAGGUCAACGGUUUCGUUGUUGGUACCUGAUACCAGGUCCCUGAGCACCUGGGCGAAUAUUGUUUAUUCUAGACUCACAGACUUAGGGCAUACGGUGGGAUGGACAACCUUAGAUGAUCCGCCUAGUGAGACAGGGUACAUUAUCUGUUUACUGGACCAAGAGAGCUCGUUUCUCUAUGGGUUGGCUGAAGAAAGAUAUAAUGCCCUGAGAGACUAUCUGGUACAGGCUAGUCGAUGCCUUGUACUGUGGGUUACCCAGAGCACGCAAGUCCUUUGUCAGAACCCGAAAUUUGGCCUGGCACCAGGAUUCGUGCGGUCUACCAGGCACGAUUUGAUGAUCGAUUUCUGCCUACUCGAAGUCGAAUCAUUUGAUCUGGGUGCAGCAGACGCCCUUGGAACUGUACUCGGAAAGAUCAGUCAAUCCAGAGAGGCAUCAAAUCAAUCCCUGGAUUACGAGUUUGCCUUAUGCGAUGGCAUCAUCCACACCGCUCGGUGUUAUUGGGGACUAGAGAAUGGAACCAUAGUAUCAGAACCAAAGUUAGAGCUUCCUAAGAGACUGCACUUUCGCAAGAGUGGUCUACUUGACAGUCUAAGAUGGCUAGAAUGUCGCGAACAGGGCCUAGGUGAUGAUGAUGUUGAGGUUGACAUCCACUAUAUUGGUUUGAAUUUCAGGGAUGUUCUAGUAGCGAUGGGCUUCUUUGGCGACGCAGAUCAGCUGGGCGUGGAAGGAAGUGGAACGCUUCGGCGAGUUGGGAAUCAUGUCACCGACCUCGUAGUCGGGGAUCGGGUGUUGGUCUUGGGCCCGGGAAUUUUUGGUACUCGGUUGGUCGUUGAUCGGCAGCGCUGUAGAAAGCUAGAUAAAGGGCUUUCCUUGGAGGAUGCAGCAAACAUGGCGCUUGUGUAUAUGACGGCAAUGUAUUGUUUGGUCUAUGUCGGGCAGAUCAAGAAGGGCCAGACUGUCCUUGUUCAUUCUGCAUGUGGCGGAUUCGGGAUGGCCGCCAUUCAAGUCUGCACGCUACUUGGUGCAGAAAUCUUUGCAACAGUAGGGAACCAAACCAAGAGAGACCACCUCAUCCAUGAAUUCGACAUCCCCCCCGAUCACAUCUUUGAUUCUAGGAGCGCAAGUUUUCUCCAGUCUUUGAUGGAAGCGACAGGCGGGCGUGGGGUGGAAAUCGUUCUGAACUCUCUGGCUGGAAAUUUGCUGCAUGCUUCUUGGGAAUGUGUCGCCCCAUUCGGAAAGAUGAUUGAACUAGGCAAGCGGGAUUUUAUCCUCAACGGCGCACUGAGCCUGAAGCCAUUCCUUAACAAUCGUGCCUUUUUUGGUGUCGACCUGCUUGGGGUAGCAGAAGCAGAUCCAGAGACGCUCCACCGAGAGAUUACUCAGAUUAUAUCAUGGUACGAAGAGGGUAAGAUCCUGCCCAUUCGCCCCGUCACAGUAUUUGAAGCCUGUGACGUGGCGGACGCAUUUCGGUAUAUGCAGCAAGGCACCCAUAUGGGAAAGAUAGUUAUAAGGAUGCCUCAUGACUCUUACCAGCUACCGAGCCCAAUGAUAGAUAGGUGUGCGUCAUUCCCGCUACAAGCAUCCUAUCUUCUGGUUGGCGGUCUCGGAGGUUUGGGGCGUGCAGUAUCCACAUGGAUGGUAGAAAGAGGAGCACGCCAUCUAGUUUAUCUUUCUCGCGAUGCAGGAGCACGACAGGAGGAUAGGGAGUUCAUAUUUGAGCUCGAGAUGGCAGGGUGCCAUGUGCAGUGUGUCAAGGGCAACGUGGCAAACUUGGAGGAUGUGCAGCGUGCCGUUUCAAAGUGCAAAGAGCCUUUGAAAGGAGUUCUGCAGAUGUCAUUGUGCUUGAGGGAUAGUCCCUUUGCUGAAAUGAGCUACGAGGAUUGGCAGGCGUCGAUGGCCCCCAAGGUCCAGGGCACGUGGAACCUGCACAUAGCAGUCACAAAAGAAGACUUGGAUUUCUUUGUUCUGUUCGGCUCCGUGGUUGGGCUCUGCGGAAAUUUGACUCAGGUCAACUACGCAGCAGCCAACACCUUUCUUGAUGCAUUCUCACACUAUCGUCGACAACUCAGCCUGCCAUCCUCGGUCCUGACACUUGGGGCUGUUGGAGAGAUUGGCCUAAUCAGUCGACAGCCACGGCUUCUACAAUCAAUUAAGAGCCUUGGAGCAUGGCUUCUAAAAGAGGAUGAGGUGUUGAAGGGGCUGGAGAUGUGUAUCCUACAGUCUCAUGCACCCAGCCCAACGAGGCCCGGGAUCCAGACUUCAACCCCCAUAAUAGUCGGACUUGGACACACAAGACCGCUUUCCGACCCGACCGUGCGACCCAUGUGGUAUGAUCGCGACGCUCGAUUUGCAUCCUACACAAGCAUCGAAUCCAGUUCAGAGCAGCAGUCUGACGACGCAAGUAGCAACUUGCUAAGGGAUCUAGUCCUUCGGGCAGAAAGGGAACCCUCUAUUGUGUUCACCGAGGAGGCCAGGAAUCUGAUUAUUAAGGAGACGGUUCGCGUGAUUUGCAUGUAUCUGACUGGAUCUGAAGACAUUGACGACGAACAGAAAUUGGCUAUUGUGAUUGACUCUCUUGCCUCCAUCGAGAUCAAGAGCUGGGUACGGCGCAAUCUGGGACUCGAAGUCAGUGUGCCUGACAUUGCCAAGUCGCGCACUGUCGGAGGGCUGGCACAGUUGGCAGUGGACCGUUUGAAAGCUCAUUUUAAGGCGAGGAUGGAGGACAUGGAUGAUGCACAUGAAGGAAUUGCUGCAGAAGUCCCUGACUGAACCUCGAUCAAUGCCGAUCUUCAAGUUCUCGGUGCUGCUAUCUUUCUUUUCAACCUUGAAUGAUGAGUAGUUAGACAUAGGUACACACUAGCUUGAUC